AUGGCUUCUUCACCAGGCAGUGCGGUGCAUACCUCGCAUGUCUUCCAUUCGGUUAAUCAAAGUGUAGUCUACAGCUGCCUCAUCACCAAGCUGCAGUCCGACUUCCGCAAAGUGUACAACCUCAAGGGCAACCUUUGUCUUGACUGCUCAAGUGCGUGCUUGUGUCCUGCUGGUUCGGUCUCUCGGAUGGAGAUGGAGGCUACUGUCCGCGAGGAGGAGCGGCGCCUCUCCAACGGCUGCCCCGUCACUGCCUCGAAUAUCGCCGAGACCUACAAGUACACAUCGCCAUUGCGUUAUCCAACCCCCCUGGCAGAACAACCGAGACAUGACCAGGCUGUCACCGAGCAAUCUAGCGUAGCCACUUCCGGUGGAACAAGCAAGCAUUCGCUCAAAAACUCCGAUCAAGAGAUGGAAAUCCUUGAAACCAAGCCUGAUCCUCCACCGGCUGCCGAGCCUGCCCUGCCGCUAGAUGCUGGCGCCUCUCGACAGCAAGAAGUAGCAAGAUACUCGAAACGACACGCUCCCAACGAUGACGCCCAGGCACCCGUAGUGGUGAACACAAGGCCUUGGACUAUCUUGAGGUUCCUCGGCCAGAAUUGGUACUCGGUCCCGCCGACGAUGAGCCAGAAUCCGGAGGGUCUCAGAAGCGAGGAAAAGAGAGCCAAGUCACCGGGAGGAGUUAGGAGCUCAAUGGUUGAGUCCAAUCAGGGCAAUGUUGGUCAUUUGAGUCAGGAGGGAAGCAGCCUGACUGCUCAAGCGGCAUCGCACCACCCUGCUCAUCCUCCUGGGGAGGAUGGGGCGAACACUGCCAAUGGCCAAAGUCGUUUCACCGAACACAUUUAG
Messenger RNA from Emericellopsis atlantica, 843 nucleotides. RefSeq lists its product as uncharacterized. The coding region runs from base 1 to 843 and encodes 280 amino acids. NCBI's taxonomy places the organism in Eukaryota, Fungi, Ascomycota, Sordariomycetes, Hypocreales, Bionectriaceae. The transcript has 2 exons. The record is from RefSeq and is a predicted model, not a curated record.